GUAGCCGGAAGUUGCCGUGCGUCACUCCUGACGCUGGCGUGGACUUCAUUCGUGUUGGAAACAGAAAUGCAGACAGACGUCCUGAUCAGAAGAGAGACGACCGAUCAUUAUAAACACUGAACCGACAGACAUCAGUCAUGGCGAGCGAGUCCGUAAGUGUGCUGUUCAAGCUCUACUGUCUGACCGUCAUGACUCUGGUCGCUGCCGCAUACACCGUGGCUCUCAGAUACACCAGGACCGUGUCCUCGGACCUGUACUUCUCCACCACCGCAGUGUGUCUGACCGAGGUCAUCAAACUACUGCUGAGCCUGGGGAUGCUGCUCAGGGAGACGGGAGGCUUGGGCCGGUGCAGAAGUGCAGUGGUCAGUCACAUUUUCAGGAGUCCUGUGGAGCUGUUGAAGCUGAGCGUGCCGUCGGUCGUCUAUGCCAUCCAGAACAACAUGGCCUUCGUGGCCUUAAGUAACCUGGAUGCUGCCGUCUAUCAGGUGACGUAUCAGCUGAAGAUCCCCUGCACGGCGUUGUGUACGGUGCUGAUGCUCAGCCGCUCUCUGAGCCGCCUGCAGUGGUUCUCCGUCUUUCUGCUGUGUGGAGGAGUCACGCUGGUGCAGUGGACGCCGCCGCUGUCCACCAAAGUCCAGGUGGAGCAGAACCCAUUCCUGGGCUUCAUGGCGAUCGCGGUGGCGGUGCUCUGCUCCGGGUUUGCAGGUGUAUACUUCGAGAAGGUCCUGAAGAGUUCGGACACGUCUCUGUGGGUGCGAAACAUCCAGAUGUACCUGUCGGGAAUCGUGGUGACCCUCAUAGGGGUCUUCAUAACAGACGGGGCUCAGGUCUUGGAGAAAGGCUUCUUCUACGGAUACACGCCGUGGGUCUGUUUAGUCGUCUUUUUGGCCAGCGUGGGAGGAAUGUACACGUCUGUGGUGGUGAAAUACACUGAUAACAUCAUGAAGGGCUUCUCUGCGGCCGCUGCCAUCGUCCUGUCCACCGUGGCGUCUGUCGUUCUCUUCGGCCUGCAGAUCACGGUGACGUUCCUCACAGGAGCACUGCUGGUGUGUGUGUCCAUCUAUCUGUACGGCCUGCCCAAACAGGACACCAGCAGACUGCAGAAGCCCAGCGCAGACAGAGAGGACAAGCAGAAGCUGAUCAGCGUCUGAUGAAGGACCGCUGAGGGACAUGGACUGACUACACUACAUCAGGAGCCAGGAGAAGUGUUGGGAGUGCUCUGUGCCGCCGGGGAAGGACUGGAACACUUUGGUUUUACCUUAUUUUGAUUCUUUCUCUAUAAUUUCAUUUGU
Carassius carassius (crucian carp) is the source of this 1292-nucleotide messenger RNA. RefSeq names its product solute carrier family 35 member A1 (gene slc35a1). The record is from RefSeq and is a predicted model, not a curated record. The transcript is spliced from 8 exons. Gene Ontology annotation, cellular component: Golgi membrane. The coding region runs from base 138 to 1151 and encodes 337 amino acids. Gene Ontology annotation, molecular function: pyrimidine nucleotide-sugar transmembrane transporter activity. Gene Ontology annotation, biological process: pyrimidine nucleotide-sugar transmembrane transport. Lineage: Eukaryota; Metazoa; Chordata; Actinopteri; Cypriniformes; Cyprinidae.